AUGAGUAGCACUGGAUCUAUCCUGCUACGAAAACUGUUGUUUAACGUCGCAAACAACACCCGACGUUGGAUGUCCGUGAAACUAGGCGCAAGCUCAAAGUUGGACAAAACUGUACUUCAAAAGUACUUAAACUUACCCGUACCGGAGUGUACGACAUUAGCAGAUUAUUUCUGGGUAGAUGGCACAGGUACUCACUUCCGGUCACGUACAAGAACCUUAGACAAGCAACCAAAAUGCGUGGAAGAUUUACCCGCAUGGCAUGUAGAUGGCAGUAAAACAAACGAAAGCGAUUGCGAUGCGGAACAACAAGAUGUACGCCUUCUUCCGGUAGCGAUGUACAACGACCCCAUGCGUCGGGGCGGAGCUAAAUUAGUACUUUGUGAAUCAUACACCAUGGAUUACAAACCUACUAAGAGUAAUACACGAUCGAAGUGUUGUGAUAUGUAUACGAAAACUAUGAAUCAUCAACCAUUGUUUGGUUUUUGUCAGCAAUAUAUGCUCAUGCAAAUUGAUGGUAAACCCCUGGGAUGGCCAGGAGGUGGAGCGCAACUGCCAUCUACCGGUGCGUAUUACUGCGGAGUCGGUGCGCGUAAUUCCAUAGGGCGGGAAAUUGUCGAGGCGCAUGCGCGUGCGUGUUUAUACGCUGGCGUAGGUUUAUCUGGUUUUAACUCAGAACAAAUCGCUUCAAAAUGGAAAUUUGAAACCAAACCAACCAAAGGAAUCAAAGCUCCUGAUGAUAUUAUCGUCGGGCGAUAUCUACUCCAAAGAAUCGCUGCGGAGUUUGGUGUAGACGCUUCAUUUAACCCUAAAGGCGUGAAAAAGGGUGGGAGUGACUUACACGUCAAGUUUAGCACUUCAUUCAUGGCGGAGCAGAAUGGCAUAGAGCAAAUUCUCGCCGCUGCGGAAGCCUUGGCGAAGAAACACAAAGCGCACAUGAGUAUUUAUAACUCGCGGAAAACGAAACACAGAGGAAAGUUUAAGAAAUUCACAUGGGGCAUGGGCGAUCGUGGUUAUAGUGUACGCAUUCCUUUUGAUGUACAAAGCGCUGGGUGUGGGUAUCUGGAAGAUAGACGUCCAGCAGCCAAUAGUGACCCAUAUGCUGUUUGUACCGCCAUUAUGAAAACCACACUCUGCUCCCAAUAA
Molecule: messenger RNA, 1143 nt
Organism: Dalotia coriaria
Lineage: Eukaryota; Metazoa; Arthropoda; Insecta; Coleoptera; Staphylinidae
Product: glutamine synthetase 1, mitochondrial-like
Exons: 1
Coding region: 1-1143 (380 amino acids)
Cellular component (GO): cytoplasm
Molecular function (GO): glutamine synthetase activity
Source: RefSeq, a predicted model, not a curated record